CUCACGCCAGGGUGGGCCGACAGACUUCGGCUGUUGCAUUGCACGCGGAAUCCGGUCCAUCGAAUCAAACCGAAGAAAGAUAUGUCCUCCCUUUCUUUCCUGCAACCGGUCCCUCUCACCUCACACCGUCACCAUUAAUGGCGUAAAAUAAACGAUUUAAACCCGAAAACACUAACCUACGCACGAUGGCGCUUUUCACCAUGUCCUUACUUAAGCCGUCCCUCAUUCUCUCCUCCAUACGCGGAAAGCCCCAAUACAUUAACAGCAAAUCGUGCGCGCCGGUUGUGCGCAGGAUAACGAGCAGAAGUACGGAUAUUGGUAUAAUCGGCCCGCGGGCUAUGGAGAGAAUGAAUGGUUCGGUGGUCCUGCGGAGGGAUACGAAUGCAAGUAAUAAUAGAAAGGGGGAGGGAAUGCCGGGAGAGGGUUUGAGGUUGGUAUCUUGCGCACGUCUUGGUGGUGCUCCAGCGACGGAGGAUAGAAAUUCGUGCAGAGGGUCGGAUGAGAGGAGAGAUCCUGCGUCUGAAGAUAUGGAUGGAGGAGGAGGAGGAGGAGAUGAGAGUAGGCUGCUGGCGUCGACACCGAGAUUGCUUACAUUGCCGACGAUCCUGACCCUUGGUCGUGUCGCGGCCGUCCCGCUCCUCGUUAGCACAUUUUACAUGAAUGGUUGGUGGGCGACAACAGCUACAACAAGUAUAUUUAUUGCGGCAGCGAUUACAGAUUGGCUUGAUGGAUACAUUGCUCGAAAGAUGCGGUUAAGCACAGCCUUUGGUGCAUUUUUGGAUCCUGUAGCCGAUAAGCUUAUGGUUGCUGCAACAUUGGUGUUAUUGUGUACCAGACCUUUUGAAGUUGCUGUAUUGGGGCAAGUACCAUGGCUACUGCCUAUACCUGCAAUUGCUAUCAUUGGCAGAGAGAUAACGAUGUCUGCAGUUAGAGAAUGGGCUGCGUCUCAGAAUAGUAAAGUUCUUGAGGCUGUAGCUGUUAAUAAUUUGGGGAAAUGGAAAACGGCGACACAAAUGACUGCACUAACUAUCCUCCUGGCUACCAGAGACAGCAGUCUAUCAGGGCCAGGCAUCCUACCUGCUUCUGGAGUAGUGUUGCUUUAUAUCUCUGCCGGGCUUGCUGUCUGGUCAUUGGCCGUUUACAUGAGAAAAAUAUGGAGAAUAUUGCUAAAGUAGUUCCAACCGUUAUAACGCCAGCUGCAUGGAUCAUCAUUGCUCAGGGAUUCUGCUUCGGGAUCUGGAUCUGUCUUUUAAGAUUUCAAGGGAUUGAUUUAUAGGGUAAAGAUGGGGAAUUUGCAGCUUCCCAGUCCCUUGUUUUGGUGCUUUGCAUGCUGAAUAGAAGCUGGGCUUCAAAUCAAGGUCAGCUCUCAGCUGCCAAUUUGCAACCGUUGUUGUGGCUUAGAAGCUGGUAUACCUGACAUUGCCAUGGGUUGUAUAUUAGUUAUAGAGGCAACUGUCUUAGAUGGAACAUAUCAUUUUUUAUAUAUAAAUAUAGUUUUGUUUCA
This is a messenger RNA of Magnolia sinica, 1504 nucleotides long. RefSeq names its product CDP-diacylglycerol--glycerol-3-phosphate 3-phosphatidyltransferase 2-like. Gene Ontology annotation, molecular function: CDP-diacylglycerol-glycerol-3-phosphate 3-phosphatidyltransferase activity. Gene Ontology annotation, cellular component: chloroplast envelope; membrane. Gene Ontology annotation, biological process: glycerophospholipid biosynthetic process. The record is from RefSeq and is a predicted model, not a curated record. NCBI's taxonomy places the organism in Eukaryota, Viridiplantae, Streptophyta, Magnoliopsida, Magnoliales, Magnoliaceae. The transcript is spliced from 7 exons. The coding region runs from base 186 to 1175 and encodes 329 amino acids.